AAGUCCCUGCUCCCGGUCACCUGACCCGAGGUCAGCCAGACAUGGCGUCUUGCUUGCUGGCAGGUGAGCGACUGGUUCGCGCUUUGGGCCCCGGUGGGGAGCUGGAGCCAGAGAAGCUGCCCCGGAAGCUGCGGGCAGAACUUGAAGCUGCGCUAGGGAAGAAACACAAGGACGGUGAUUUUUCCAGUGGCCCCGCUCGCCUGGUUUCCUUCCGACUGAUCCGAGAUCUGCAUCAGUAUCUGAGAGAGAGUGGUUCCACACUAUACCUUCAUGAGCUCCUAGAAGGCAGUGAAAUCUAUCUCCCAGAGGUGGUGAAGCCUCCCAGGAACCCAGAGCUAGUUGCCCGUUUGGAGAAGAUUAAGAUACAGCUGGCCAAUGAGGAAUAUAAGCGGAUCACAUACAACGUCACCUGUAAGGAUUCAAGACAUGGUGGGACUCUUAGUGAACUGGGAAAGCAAGUGAGGUCAGUGAAAGCUCUGGUCAUCACCAUCUUCAACUUUAUUGUCACGGUGGCAGCUGCCUUCGUCUGUACUUACCUUGGAAGCCAGUACAUCUUCACAGAAAUGGCCUCACGGGUACUAGCUGCCUUGAUCGUGGCCUCUGUGGUGGGCCUGGCCGAGCUUUAUGUCAUGGUGCGGGCAAUGGAAGGCGAGUUGGGAGAGCUUUAACCUGAGGGUUCAUCAUCAAAGUCUGGAGCCGGUUUUGGGAGACUCCAAGCUCCCAGCUGCCUAUCACUGACUCAGUCCACCUGUCAGGCCCUUUGUCUACAGCUCUGGUUAGUCAGAGGGCCAAGCCAAGGCCACAUGCUGUUCGUGCCAGAGCCCCAACCUCUGUCAGUUUCCAGAGAGGCAGUAAAGGAGAGUCAGACGACAACUGAAAAGAACUGGUCUUUCAGUUCCUUCUCCUGAACCCAGUGCCUGUCUGCGUUCUGUAGUCCAUCUGGGCUCUCCCAAGGCUGGGUUUUUCCCCAUCAGGAGUAAAUAGAAUCCAGGUCUUCCCAGAAGUGAACCACAUUGCCUUGAACUUCCCCAAGUGUACAAAUUGAUGGUCCCCCUUGCUCCACACACCCUUGAGGCAGACCUGUAAUUUAGAUCAGUAACCUCCAAAACAGAAAGGAUUGCCUUUCUAAAAGCCAGUUUGUGUCAGAAGAGGAGCUGAUCACAGGACAUCAAAUGAGAGAAAGACAGGUUGGUACAGGAUGCUGAAAUUGGGAGCUAGGCAGCUACCUUUCCAGAAUCUUAUUUUCAGUCUUCAUCCUCUGCUCACCUUUUUCAGAUUUUCUGUAUAUUUCUGCCUGUCUCUACCACUCACCAGCCCUCCUUAAACUGCCCACCUUUCCAUCACCCUUUGCUCUGCCUCCGAAAAUGAAAACAAUUUAGAUGGCAAAACAGUAUGUGUGCUUUUAAUUGAAAAUCUCUUGUGCUGGUGUGUGUUGGUGGCAAGAGUAUGCCUACUGUAGAUUGUCUCAGCUAAUACAGGGAGACGUUCUUUGUAGAUAGGGACUGUUUCCAGAUUUGACUGUAUAUGUGGACAUGAAUAACUAUACACAUAAAUACAUAAACAUAACAUGUUAUGAAUAUGUAUACAUGUUAUUGUAUGUAAGCCUAAUGGAGGUUAUUUUAUGUAGAUUCUUAAAAUGUCAGAGUUUGGGGAAGUGUGGGAAGUAGAUUGUAAGUGUGCACAGUUGAGCAGUUGCUUUACGUGAUUACUCUUGGUCUUCAUAACAAUCCUGGAGAUUGGAAGAGGAAACGGCUUUAGGCCCCUUUUCCCUGAAGACAGAACUGAGGCUGAGAGAGAUCAGGUGACCAGCUGUGGUCCUUCCUCUGUGAAAUGGAGCCAAAGACUGCUAAGUGGUGUUGAAGUCCCCGUGUAAUGUUAAACUUCCAAGAACUUAAAUUAGUGGUGUACUGAUAGAAUCUGUGUAAAGGUCCUUAGAAACUGUCAGUAAUAGCUUUUUAUCCAAUAAAUAUUUAUUGUGUCCAUUGUA
Neogale vison (American mink) is the source of this 1987-nucleotide messenger RNA. RefSeq names its product transmembrane protein 199 (gene VMA12). The record is from RefSeq and is a predicted model, not a curated record. Lineage: Eukaryota; Metazoa; Chordata; Mammalia; Carnivora; Mustelidae. The coding region runs from base 42 to 668 and encodes 208 amino acids. Gene Ontology annotation, cellular component: endomembrane system. Gene Ontology annotation, biological process: vacuolar proton-transporting V-type ATPase complex assembly. The transcript has 6 exons.